Molecule: messenger RNA, 1584 nt
Organism: Penaeus monodon (black tiger shrimp)
Lineage: Eukaryota; Metazoa; Arthropoda; Malacostraca; Decapoda; Penaeidae
Gene: mTerf3
Product: transcription termination factor 3, mitochondrial-like
Biological process (GO): regulation of DNA-templated transcription; mitochondrial ribosome assembly
Cellular component (GO): mitochondrion
Molecular function (GO): double-stranded DNA binding
Source: RefSeq, a predicted model, not a curated record
CAUGAUGCAGUGCAGAAGAACCACCACCAUGAUGACAGCCAUGUAUAUACAACAUACAUUGGUGCCAUGUCUUAGAAAAAGAGUUUUCACUUGUUCACUUGUGCAGACAAAGAAGUACAGGAAAAUAUUAUACACUGGCUUUGAAUGUAAUGGCACUGUUACCAGAAUUAACACAUUCCUUCCCAAAUCCAGGAGUUAUGCCAAAGAUUUAACAUAUAAUUUAGAUGGAAAGAACGAUCUUGAGAUUGUGAAUAAGGAUAAGGAAGUGAAAUUUGUGUCAUUUGUUGGUGAGACUUUACCAAGUCAUUUUGAAGAUUCCAAUUGGGAAAAUGAAAUGAAUUUGUUGAAAGAAUUGGAAACAAGAGAUGUACUUGUUCCAUUAAAAGAUGCACAUGAAAUAGAUCUGCUUUCACAAGAAGUUAGACCUGCAUUUAAUCUAGCUGCUUAUGUUAACAGAUCUGCUACACUUCAAGAAAUGGUGAAGCUUGGAGUUGACAUCAGCAAAUGGGAAAAGAGAAAGGGCAUCAGUUCAUAUAUCUUGAAACUGGACUUGGAGCGUGAUAUGAAGCAGCACUUCAUGUUCCUCCAUCAUCAAGGUGUAAAACCAGAGGAUCUGGGACGCUGGCUCACUAUAAAUCCUCUUAUAUUUCGUGAAAAAAUUGAAGAUCUUCACUCUCGUAUCAACUAUCUAAAGGCGGUCGAAUUUACCAAUGGUGAAAUUGCACGUUUAAUAUCACGGAAUCCGUAUUGGUUAUUGUUUAGCACUGUCAGAAUUGACAACCGCCUUGGUUUUUUUCAACAUUUGAGUGGCCUUAGUAGAGGCGAAGUUCGUGUUGUCGCAGUGAAGGAGCCACGACUGAUUACACACAACCUUCAUCACGUCAAGAGGACAUCCAUUGCUGUUACCGAAGAGAUGGGCUUUAGUGAGAAUGAGAUGAAAAGUCUGAUAUUAUCUACUCCAAAAUUAUGGAUUACUAAUGGGCCGUCAUUACUCCGAAGGUUUGAAUAUUUGCACAACGAAAUGGGAUUAUCACACAGCGUACUUGUAAAAUUUCCAAAGAUUUUACAGUCACGGGAAUUCAGGAUAAAGCAACGUCAUCUUUACCUGAAGACUCUCGGCCGAGCUCAGUAUGAUCCUCAUAAACCUAAUUAUGUGUCUCCAGCUUCACUAGUUGAAGGCAGUGAUAUACAAUUUUGUAGUGACAUUGCGAAAAACACUAUUCAAGAUUACAACAUAUUUCUGAAAACCCUUUAAUUAUGUUAUUUAUCUCUGUAUAUUUUGUCGCAAGAUUGUAGACGUAUCUCUUGUAUUUACAUAUAAUGCAGAAAAAAAGAUCGAACAAUUACGUACUUGAUAUAGACUCCUUACCUUUAAGUCUGUAGAGAGUAAACUGAUGAAAGUGAAACAAAAAAGAAACUUAAGUAUGCCUUGUAAGUAAAAUAUAAAACAGGAUUAGUUAUGGAUAUUAUACAAAUUAAUUCCAUUCUAAAUUACGUUAUAUUUGAAUUCUUAAGAUACGAACUACUUAUCUGCCAAGUAAAGCCAUAUGAAUAAGAAGUGAAUAAAUAAAUGUAGUGAUUUUC